Molecule: messenger RNA, 438 nt
Organism: Laccaria bicolor S238N-H82
Lineage: Eukaryota; Fungi; Basidiomycota; Agaricomycetes; Agaricales; Hydnangiaceae
Exons: 2
Coding region: 1-438 (145 amino acids)
Source: RefSeq, a predicted model, not a curated record
AUGAAGGUCCCGAGGAUCCACUGCGCGCCCACCUUCGAGAAGCUUGCCAAUCAUGCCGAGGCAUUGGACGAUCCUAUCAAUAUUGCUCUUCGCGUUUGGGCCACUCCCUUCACCGGUCUUUCAGUCAUCCUGAACCGAGAGACGAUCGAUCACCGAGAUCUAAAGGGUUAUAGGGAGUCUUUUGACUUGUUGCUCACCAUCGGAAACUACACAGGAGGCCGGUGUCACUUAGCCGGGCUCGGGUUUAGCCUUGUUUAUGACCCUGGGAUGGUUGUUGCCUUGGCCGGCAAUGUUUUACAACAUGGUGUUUGUCCUGUGCUGGGUGACCGGGCCUGUUUAGCUCACUUUUGGCACAAAAAGGUUGGGGAAAGGCUUGGGGUGAAGAGGCCUCAGUGGUUGACCAUGGCAGACUUGAUAUAUAAUUUGUCUGGUAACUAA